Molecule: messenger RNA, 7718 nt
Organism: Mytilus trossulus (common blue mussel)
Lineage: Eukaryota; Metazoa; Mollusca; Bivalvia; Mytilida; Mytilidae
Product: zinc finger protein 99-like
Exons: 3
Coding region: 182-3019 (945 amino acids)
Biological process (GO): regulation of transcription by RNA polymerase II
Cellular component (GO): chromosome; nucleus
Molecular function (GO): DNA-binding transcription factor activity, RNA polymerase II-specific; protein binding; chromatin insulator sequence binding
Source: RefSeq, a predicted model, not a curated record
AUUUAGGAUAAGCUAAAGACCGAAAAAAUCAAGGUAGCGUCAUAUGGAAAUCAACACUCUAUCGUUUUGAACACCAUAAUAACAGUCUAAAAAUUCUAAAGAAGAUAACUUAGAAGGACCCUUCAAAAUGUUUUAUGAGCUCCCUUUUGACCAUUUGAUUUCUAGGAAAGGGUGCUGAAACAUGGAAGGUAGCUAUUCCAUUCCUAGUCAUGCAGAGGACCUGACGAAAUGUAUGUAUGAAUUACAGCAGGAUGGGACAUUCUGUGAUGCAGGCCUUGAGUGUAAAGAUGGCGUCAUAUUUGUUCAUAAACUUGUUCUAAUGGCAUGUAGAAGUCCAUAUUUGAGGAAUCAAUUGGCAUCUGAAAGUCACGGUACAAGAGUUUAUGUCAGUCUUAAGAAUUAUUCUUUAAAAAUAGUUUGCUGUUUGGUGCAGACCCUAUAUACAGGACAGUCAAAUAUUUCCCAGGAGAACGAAGUAAAUUUUAGACUUUUGUGUGAGACUAUAGGGAUUGACAAUAUAAAAUCUGCGGCUGAAAAUUUAAUUCAGGUAGACCAAAUUGUUAAUGAAGUCGAAAGCAUAAAUCCAUUUUGUGCUGUUCAAGUUGAAGAGGAAAUAAUAGAAUACCAGGAUGGAAUCACAUGUACAGCACGAGUGGCAUCAGCCAAUCAUAGACCAGAUGACAACUUCAUUGACAGUACAAGCACUGUUGAUAAUGUAGAGGAUCUCAACAAUAAAAUCAGUGAUGUAAAUCAAGAUUUUGAAGUUGAAAUGGAGGCUAACAAAUCGUUGGAUCUGCCCACAAUAAGAGAAACCAGAAGCAACAAGAGAAGAAAAAUUUUCCAUAAUGAGAACCCUUCCCAAGCAAAAGACAAUGCCACCUCAGCUAACGUGGCUGAAAUAUUGACCAUUGCAAAACAGUUGUCUGGAAUAGAUGAAGCCCAGCCAUCUAAACCUGUUUCUACUUGUCUAGAUCAAACUAAAUCCAGUUUAUGUUAUCUAUGUAAAAAAGAAUUUGUCAAUGAAGGGGAAAAUGUUACAGAACCAAGCAAGACAGUGUGUACAGAAUGUAUGGUUUUAUUUAGUGAAGUAACCAAUCAUGACCAAGAGAUGGAAAGUAAACCAGACCAAACACAGAAUUAUAACAGUGAAGAUGCUGGAGAAGACAGCGAAAAGGACAGUGUUGAUUUGGAAGAGGAUUGUUUAAAAAAGACUUGUGAAGAAGAAUCACCACUUCCGGACGACUUUUCCUUAGAAGAAGAUGACAGUGAUCCAUUACCAUUGUUACAACAACAGAUAGUCGAUGACAUAAACGAUGAAAUAUCUGACAGAAGGUUUAGAAAUAAGAGCCAAUCAGAAAUAGGAAAGGAUGAAACAGGUGAGACCAAUCAAGAAAUGUUAUGGCAUUGUAAAAAGUGUGAAUUUUCAACAUGUGAUAAGAAGGAACAAGAGAAACACCGAAAACAUCACUGUUACCUCGAACGAAAGCUCAGAAAGUCUGAACUAUAUAAAUAUCAAAAAUACUUUUGUCAUUUAUGUGGAAAUAGAUAUAAAUCAGAAGACGGUUUGCAAAAGCAUAAAAAAAUCAUGCAUCCGGACAAGCCAUUAUGGAUAUGUAGGCUUAGCGGGUGUGCAGCUCGUUUUAUGGAAGAAUCUGCAUUACAAAAACAUUUGUUAUGGCACAAAUCACAAGGUCUUCUGAAAUGUAUGAAAUGUGCACAGGUAUUCAUAGUUAAAACUGCACUAAAAAGACAUGAGGAUUAUUGUGUCAAAAAACUAAUGUUUAGAUGCGACAUUUGCAAUAAAGUGUAUAAAGCUAAAGAGAGUCUUUCAAAACAUAUGAGAAAAAUACAUUUUCAGGGAGAAACAGGAUUCAAUUACAGGGCAUCUAUAAAGUUUAGAAAUAAUAUUAACAGUAUGACAUUUGAAAGUGAUCAGAAUAAAGAAGCAAAUUUUCCAGUCGAGAAUACAUGUUUAAAAACCACAAUGGAAGAGUUUAAUGCUGAUAAUUAUAAUGUUGAGGAAUUUGUUGACCGAGUGAAUGAAAUUUUACUCACUCAACAGAAUGAAAAAUAUUUAAAACAAACUCCAGAUGUUUACCGUUGUUCACAUUGUGAGUUCUCAACAGAAGAUAAGACACAGUAUACUAAACAUUACAAACACCAUUAUUACAUUAUUCGCAAGCAAAAGGAUGCUGAACUCCAAUCACAAACACCACAUGAUUUGAAAGAACAUGAUGGUAUCUCUGAUAAUGUUAAUGAUAUUGACAUGGAUGAGGAUGAGGAUGAUACUGAGGGUAUUGUUAAAACGUUGAAUAAUGCUAUUGAUAAGGAACGAAAGUCGAAAGUUUAUAAAUGUGAGAAAUGUGAUUUUUCAACGAAAGAUAAUAAGGAUUACGACAAGCAUAGACGCCGCCAUCUUUAUUUAGAACGAAAAGAAACACAUCUUAUUUGUAGAUAUUGUGGGUUGCACUACAGUAAUAAACAAGCACUGAGACGACAUGAGAUCGCAACUCAUUCCGAACAAUCUUUUAAAUGUGAGGUUAAAACCUGCAGUUGUGUAUUUAUGUAUAAACAUCAAUUAGAAAAACACAUAUUAAAUCAUAAAAAAAGAGGUCUCCUGAAAUGUAAGAAAUGUAACAAGAAAUUUCUUGUUAAAAGUAAGUUAACACUUCAUGAAGACUCGUGCAUAAGGAAUAUGACAACAAAUGAACAAUAUCAGUGUCACUUAUGCGGAAAACAGGUCGGGUCCAAAUCAGGAUUGUUAGGGCACAUGAGGAAACAUAAUGAUGGAGUUUUUGAUUGCUUUUGUGGAAAAACUUUUGACAGUAUUAAAAAUCUUAAUCAGCAUAAAAAAUGUCAUAAUGUUAAUACGGUUAAAUCAUGUUGUGAAAAAGUAGUUUCCGAUGAGAGUGAAGAAAGCACCGAUUCAGAUUCAGAUGAAAUAGAAGAUAGCACAUCUGAAAGUUCAAGUGCACUGUUUAAUUCGAAAAAUAAUACAGAAAAGCAAAAAAGUUUUUGAAUAAUGCAAAUUAAGAGUUCGUUAUAGAAUAUGUUAAUAUCACAGAUUGUCACAAAAUAACAUCCAUUGACAUGGUCGAAUGGUAACAACAAAUGCAAUGAGGAAGAUGUGAGAAAGGAAUAUGACAUGGCGUUUGUGAAUAAGGGGGUUAGUUGAUAUUGAAGAACAUGAAGAAUACACAAAAUGAUAGUGAUAUGCUAAACGCUGGCAUGGAAUUAAUUAAUUUCUCCGAUGUUGUAAAAGAAAGAUAUUAUUGACUCAACGUAGUCCUGCUAAUAUAUAGACACUCAAAACAAUAAAAAAGAAAAGUUCGAAAUUUGUGUAAACAUGUAUUUUUAGCUAUAGAAAGAUAUUAUUGACUUAACGUAGUGACAUUGAAUACUCGGGCUAAUAUAUAGAAACACAAAACAAAAAAAGAAAAGUUCGAAUUUUAUGUAAAAAUGUAUUAUAUUUUUUCUGAUGCGUUUGACUGAUAUUGCAGAAAUAUCGACAUAGGCGAUCUGACACAGGCGAUGGCAGUCACGUCGGUGUUAGCACACCUCUUUAAAGUUUAGUAUUUCAGAAGGUACAAAAUGUAGAACAUGUAGAUGACCAGAAUCCAUGUUUUGAAUAUAUAUGCCUAAUGUUUUAAAGUUUCCGUCGGUCAUUUGUUCAUUGUUCUUGCUCUCAUUUUCAUGGUUCAGUGAUUACUUGAAAAAGUUUUCUUUAUUUGUCUCUUUCUAUGAGUAAUAUAGCUAUUUGGUAUUUGUGUACCUUGUAUGACAUGACCUCACAUGACCUCGACCUCUAUUUAUCAGACAGUAUAGAGUAUAGGGGAUAUGUCUGCUAUAUUUAAUUUGAAGUAAGUGAUUAUUGUAAGUUGAAACUGCCAUAGCCAAUUGGCAGGUAUAAUCUUGAUUUUUAUGGUUUAGUAGUCAUGGUAGAUAAAGUUAAGUUUAAUGUUUGGGUCUGUUUUUGUCGAGCCUUCGAUUGACGUCGUAAAAGCAAGCCGUAUUUGGUGUUGGCGUCAUCGUCGGAAGCGGAAGCGGAGUCCACAACGAUUCACUCUGUGGUUUAAAUACUAAUUACUUUCUAGAACUAUACUGGGUUUCUACCAAACUUUGACAGAAGCUUGUUUAUGAUCAUAAGAUAAAAUUUGAAGGAAAUAUUGUUUAGAUUUUUACCUGUAUAUUUUUAUUUUACUUCUACUCGUUCUAAUGGACUUUUGUCUAUUUAACGUUACAUACAGUCUGCCGUGAAAGUUUUUGAAACAUAAAAUUUAUAAGUUUCAUAAAUUAUCCUGGAUUUCCACUUAACUUGGUCAGUAGCUUUACAAUUAAAAGAUAUAUAGUACUAGUAUCAGGAUGAAUAUUUUUUUCCCUCGUUUAUUUUGAGCUUGAGCAAUGGAAUGAUUGUAAGUUCACAUUUGUUUGGCUUUUAUCACACAACCAUGACUUCAUUUUUUAGAAUGGUUCAUUUUUUUACAUAAAUAAGGCCGUUAGUUUUCUCGUUUGAAUUGUUUUUCAUUGUCUUAUCGAGGCCUUUUAUAGCUGACUAUACUGUAUGGAUUUUGCUCAUUGUUGAAGGCCUUACGAUUACCUAAAGUUGUUAAUGUUUGUGUCAUUUUGGUCUUUUUGUGGGUAGUUGUCUCAUUGGCAAUCAUUCCACAUCUUCUUUUUUAUAUUCAUUGGUCAAUUUGUACACUUUUUUAGUUGACUUGGUUUCCAAUAUACUACAAUGUACUAACAGUCGUAUACGUUUCCUAUCUCUAAAGCAAGUACUAUGUUUUGGGUGUCGGUGCAAUUUUUGUGAGAAACACGUUUAAGUUAUUUUUUCUCCAAACAUCUCCCAAAUUGUAUAUAAGCAUCAAAAAGCAAGUAUUCACUGCUUACAAAUGUGGUAAUCUGGUUUAAUAUCAAACUCAACAAGAUAUUAUAAAUGAAAUUUUCAAAUACAAUACUGGUUGAAAAAAUAAGUAAAGUGGUCACAUUUUGGUGACAGUAGUUGUAACUGAAUUAUUUCCAGCUUUAACAUAAUUAGGUAAUAUAUAUAAAUAGAUAGAUGAUAAAGUAUCAAACAUGAUGAGUUUAUUCAACUGUGAAUAUAUAGAAUUACUUUUACCGAUUUUAUGAGACAUUUUUAUAGUUUGUCUGAAAAUACAGAUGUCCAUUUUGUUUUAGUGGUUGAAGACUAUAAACCCUAGUUAUUACACACAAAAAAAUAUAAUUUUUCGAAGAUAUGCAUUUGUAUCAUCCAACUUGAAAGACUGUCGUCAAGAACUUUAAGUAAUAAAAUAGCUACUCGAACACACCUACCCUUUUUUUGUGAUUCAUUACAUAGGUAUUUCACUUGACCAAUAUAUUUCAUCUUUUAGAACUGUGAUUUUUAUGGCCCAACUACGAUAGUUGAGGGGCAUUAUGUUUUCUGGUAUGUGCGUCCGUUCGUCCGUCUGUCCCGCUUCAGGUUAAAGUUUUUGGUCAAGGUAAAUUUUGAUGAAGUUGAAGUCCAAUUGACUUCAAACUGGGUACACAUGUUCCUUAUGAUAUGAUCUUUCUGAUUUUAAUGCCAAAUUAGAGAUUUUACCCGAAUUUCACGAUCCACUGAUUAUAGAAAAUGAUAGUGCGAGUGGGGCAUUCGUGUACUGAGGACACAUUCUUGUUUAUGUUAUAAAGUCAACCGGGAGCUUUGAUAUAUAAAAAUUUGUAAGAGUUCCGCGGAACCCAGUGUCUCGCCUACUUUUGCUGUAACUCCCAGGCUCAACAAAAAUGAGGAAAACAAUCAAUAAAAAUAUUCCUCUUGAUACUAUCUUUUGAUUGUUAGAAGCUUCUGUCCAAGUUUGGUAAAAAUGUCAGGAUAGUUUAUGAAUCAAAUAAAUGUUUUAAAAACUUUAACUGCAGACUGAAUGUAAUGUAAACUGGAAGAAAAACUAAGUCCAUUUAUAAGUGAAAUUCAGAUACACAGGUACCAAAUAUUAACAAGAUUUCCUUUCUAGAUACUAGCUUUUGAUCAUAAACAUUAGCUUCUGUCCAAGUUUGGUACACAUUUAAAAUAGUAUAAGAAAGUUAUUAUUUUUUUUUAAAUUUAACCACAGAGUGAAUGUGUUGUUUCCUGGCAGAAAACCUAAGUUCAUUUAAAAGUAUUAAUACCGAAAAAAUGGAUUUAUUUUUUUACAAAGUUUACUUCUGGAUACUAUCUUAUGAUCAUAAACAAGCUUCUGUCCAAGAUUGGUACAAACCCAGGAUAGUUAAAGAAAGUUAUUAAAAUUUAAAAAACUUUAACCACAGAGUGAAUGUAAUGUUUCCCCGCAGAAAAAACUAAGUCCAUUUAGAAGUAAAAAACAAAAAAAAAUGGAAUUUUAUUUUUGCAAACUUUACUUCUGAAUACUAUCUUAUGAUCAUAAACAAGCUUCUGUCCAAGUUUGGUAGAAAUCCAGUAUAGUUUAAGAAAGAUAUUCAAAUUUUAAAAACUUUAAUCACAGAGUGAAUGUUAUGUUUCCCCACAGAAAAACUAAGUCCAUUUAUAAAUAAAAUACAGAAGAAAUAGUAUUUUAUUUUUACAAAAUUCACUUCUGGAUACUAUGUUAUGAUCAUAAACAAGCUUCUGUCAAAGUUUUGUAGAAAUCCAGUAUAGUUUAAGAAAGUUAUUAAAUUUUCAAAAAUUUAACCACAGAGUGAAUAUUUGUGGACGCCGCCGCCGACGACGACGGAAUGUAGGUUCGCUUAGUCUCGCUUUUUCGACUAAAGUCGAAGGCUCGACAAAAAUGAUAGAAUCUGAAGCGAGACGAUGUAUGAAAUAUUCUUGCUUUGUAAGAUACCAAGACAAAUUAUUCAACUCAAACACGCCCUUAUAUACAAAGGUGCACUGGAUCUUCUCUUUUCGAUACAAUUGUUACCCAUUUUUUUGAAUUUUUUCUUGAGUCACAUUAUGGAAGUGCAGAUACGAAAAUUACUGAAUUAAUAGAUUGAUAUGUUUUCCGUCCGUGGUAAAUUUUUAAAAAGUCGGAGAUUAUGCAUUUUCUACAUCCAACGUGAAAGAUAUACAUGUCGUCGACUUGAUAUCUAAUUGUUCUGCUUACCUAUGCACAAGACCAAUUGAAAACCUAUGCAAAUGGUGUUUUAAUAUAAAACACUUUGUAAUUGAGAAGAAAAUUGUAAUUUUGUUGGUUUCUAUUAACUUUUAAAAGUUAUCUCACUGUAGUAAACAUUACAUUAAGCAUUUGUCGCCUUCUAUAACAAAGAACUUCGAUUCUUUUGUUUUAUUUCAACCGAGUACCCGACUGAGUAUGGUUAGGUUGAGUAUAUAUUUAUAAAUUUUCGACUGAACUUGAAGCAAUAAAAUGGCUCAAUAAACAUUGUAUUAUAUCUUUUGAUCUCAAUUUUUUUCUGUUUUUAUCUGCGACUUCUUACUUUCUGCCAUUAUCAUGAUUAUGCCGGCAGACAAAUAUAUAUAUAUUUCUAUGUACAUUUUGAACAAUCUCAUCGUUAACGUUUUAAUCAACUAUUUCGGUUAUAAAUUAUUGGCCCUAAAUAUUCAGCUUUUAGUGUUCCUGAAGAAGGUUGACCCAGAACAGCGCUUCAGUCGUAACUUUAACAUUUUGUUUUCAUUUUUUAUCAAUUGCAUGACUAUCAUGUGCACAUAUUGCCUUGUAUCAAUGAUUUCAGUUCGAAGUAUUUGUACGGUAGGAUCACACUGAAUUCAUGGUGUCGCAAUGCACGUUGUG